ACUAACAGUGACUGCGCUUUACUAUUGAGUGAUAAGACUUGAAUUGCAGACAACUAUUAGUUUACUUAAAGAUUACAACAAUUAAUAAAAUAUUUAUAUAAUUAUUGUAUUGAUUUGAAGUUCAAUUCACGCAUUAAUAAUAAUUAAUGAUUUGAUUUGAUUUGAAUUAAUUUAUUGAAUUGUUUAACAUAUUGUGGUGUCUUUUGUCCCACAUUUAAGUCUUGAUUUUAAUUGCAAAUUCAUUACAUUUGUUGAUAAUUGUGAAGUGAUUUUAAUCAUACAUUUGGUUGAAUUUGAUGGCAAAUAUUGUGUCCACAAAAUAGUUUAACAUUUAGUUUGAAUCACUAUUUGAUAUAUAGUUUGGGAAUUGAAUCGAUUGGACGAUGACUUUAACCAAUAUAUCGAGAAAGCGUGAAAGAAGUCAUGAAGACUACAACGACUACAUUCCGGUCACUAAACGUAUGAAUAACUUACACAUUGAUGUCGUGUCUGACGGUGCCAACAACUUGUCUGAUGCUUUAAAUUGUUAUCACAUGACGGGAUCAGAUGCUAUAAAUUCAAUACAAACUAACAAUCACUGCCAGCAACCACACCACCGACAAUGUCUCGGUCAUAGUACGGGUGUUAAUGACGGACAUAUCUAUGUAGACAAUUGUGUCGCCUAUUAUUGCACCACUUAUUCACCAGAAUUGGACUUAAAUUCAAAUCCAAUAUAUUAUGAGUCAAAUCGUAUACUAUUUGAGGCACAUCUUCAUCGUCUUCAACGAAUGUCAAACAUUAGGAAAUCUUAAGAUAUUUGAAUAAUUGUUAAGACAUUAAAAGUGUUUUAUUUUUUCUGGUUAUUUAUUUUUCUAAAUGUCAAAACAAUUAUUUCAAAAUAUAGACAAAUGUUUUUAAGUGCUUUGUUUAAGGUAUAUAAAAAUGUUAGCAAAUUAACGAUUCAUUGUAUUAAAACUUUAAUUGAAUGACUAAUCGA
Messenger RNA from Oppia nitens, 976 nucleotides. RefSeq lists its product as uncharacterized. The record is from RefSeq and is a predicted model, not a curated record. The transcript has 3 exons. Lineage: Eukaryota; Metazoa; Arthropoda; Arachnida; Sarcoptiformes; Oppiidae. Bases 384 to 791 code for a protein of 135 amino acids.